Siniperca chuatsi (mandarin fish) is the source of this 2799-nucleotide messenger RNA. It is a transcript of the gene galnt6, whose product is annotated as UDP-N-acetyl-alpha-D-galactosamine:polypeptide N-acetylgalactosaminyltransferase 6 (GalNAc-T6). The record is from RefSeq and is a predicted model, not a curated record. NCBI's taxonomy places the organism in Eukaryota, Metazoa, Chordata, Actinopteri, Centrarchiformes, Sinipercidae. Bases 151 to 2013 code for a protein of 620 amino acids. The transcript is spliced from 12 exons. Gene Ontology annotation, cellular component: Golgi apparatus.
CGUCGUGCGCAUUUGGCAGUUUUCCACACAAAUAUAUAAAUAUCAGAUUAACCGGAACAGGUGUAGGCGACUACUAUUCGUCAAUUUUAGGAAUAACUCACUGAAUGUUGCGAGUAAAGGCAGCCUUGAGAGCACCAUCCAUACAGAAACAUGCGUCUGUUCCUACGCCGACGUAUGUCCCCCCUGAAACUGGUGAUCUUUGGGGGGACUCUCUUCAUGGUGGUCCUAGUGGUUCUCCAGAGGGAUGUUGGCUCUUCGCCUGCUAGUGACCCCUGGUUUCAGGAGCUGGUGGACAAGAAGGAUAAGGUGAUGGUCAUGGUCAGAGAGGCUGUCAACAACAUCGGCUUCCAGAUCGGAGCUCCACAGCCACCGCCAGUACAGGAGCAGCCCGCCCAGGACGUCAAGUGCCCCGCUGGAUUCUACACUCAGGCUGAUCUCAAACCUCACCUGGAGAGACCACCUCAGGACCCCAAAGGCCUCGGGGCCGAUGGGAAGGCAUUUCAGAAAGACAUGUCUCCCGAGGAGGAGAAAGAGAAGGAGGAGGGUAUGACACGGCACUGUUUCAACCAGUUUGCCAGCGACCGCAUCUCGCUCAGCCGUAGUCUUGGGGAAGACACGAGGCCUCCAGAAUGUGUGGAGAGAAAGUUUCGUCGUUGUCCUCCUCUGCCUACCACCAGUGUUAUUAUUGUCUUUCACAAUGAGGCUUGGUCCACCCUCCUCAGGACAGUCUACAGUGUCCUGCACACAUCUCCUGCUAUCCUGCUCAAAGAGAUCAUCUUGGUAGAUGACGCCAGUGCUGCAGAGCACCUGAAGAGCCAACUGGAGGAAUUUGUGCAUCAGCUGAAGAUUGUUCGUGUAGUGAGGCAGCUGGAGAGGAAAGGUCUCAUCACUGCCAGGCUGCUGGGUGCCAGUAUCGCUCAGGGCGAAGUGCUAACCUUUCUCGAUGCACACUGUGAGUGUUUCCAUGGUUGGCUAGAGCCCAUGUUGGCCCGCAUUGUUGAGGAACCCACUGCCGUGGUUAGUCCCGACAUAACCACCAUUGACCUCAACACCUUUCAGUUCAACAAGCCUGUGGCCACCAACCGCGCUUUCAAUCGAGGUAACUUUGACUGGAGCCUGACUUUCGGCUGGGAGGCAAUCCCUGAGGAGGCGAAGAAGCUGCGCAAGGAUGAAACCUACCCUGUAAAAACACCUGCUUUUGCCGGAGGUCUCUUCUCAAUCUCAAAGAAGUACUUUGAACACAUUGGAACAUACGAUGACAAGAUGGAGAUAUGGGGCGGUGAAAAUGUGGAGAUGUCAUUCAGGGUGUGGCAGUGUGGGGGUCAGCUAGAGAUCAUCCCUUGUUCUGUGGUGGGCCAUGUCUUCCGCACCAAGAGCCCCCACACCUUCCCCAAGGGCACAGAAGUCAUUACUCGCAACCAGGUGCGCCUGGCUGAGGUCUGGAUGGAUGACUACAAGAAGAUCUACUAUCGCCGCAACAAGAAUGCUGCAGUUAUGGCCAGUGAGCAUAAGUAUGGGGACAUCUCUGAUCGUCUGAAACUAAGAGAGAGGCUUCAGUGCAAGAACUUCACCUGGUUCUUAAACACAAUCUACCCAGAGGCCUUUGUUCCAGACUUAACCCCAGAAAAAUUUGGAGCAAUUAAGAACUUAGGAUCUAAAACCUGUCUGGAUGCUGGAGAGAGCAACCAGGGAGAUAAACCUGUGAUUAUGUACCAAUGUCACAAUAUGGGAGGCAACCAGUACUUUGAAUACACAACUCAUAAGGAGCUGCGUCAUAACAUUGCAAAGCAGCUGUGUCUUCAUGCCACGCCACAGCCAGACCCAGUGAAGCUCGAGCUAUGCCAGCUGAAGGGGAAGGGAACCAGUUUGGCACCACAACAGGAAUGGGUCUUUACAGAGGAAAGUCUUCUGAAAAAUCCCAGUAGUGGGCAAUGUUUACAUCUGAAAGGAGGCCAGAUUCAGAUGAACGAUUGUGAUGCUGCUGACCUCUAUCAGCACUGGACCUUCAGCUGACCUCCCCUGUCUGCCCAUCAGGUGAUCUCUGGCACCUUGUGUCCCCUUCUUCAGAAUCAGCUCUGAGGAGCCAACUCAGCAUUGACCCAAAAGGGCUUCAUGCUGUGGUGCUUGGGGCAAACAGUUAAAGAUGGAGGACAAAGUAAAGACAGUCACAUCUGUUGAAGACACUCAGGUUGGCCUUAACCUGUUUUAAAUUAAUUUAUGAUGGGAAUUCAGGAAAGACUUUGUAGGUGGUUGGGGAUUAUCAGACAUAGUGUGGACUUCGCAUUCAGGAGUGGCAGCUUAACCGUGGGGCAAUGGCUGUCAGCUGCAAUGAUGCACUCCAGCUUGGAAAAUCACUAUUUAGUGACUGUUUUUUGUCUGACAAUGAAUGUUGAAAUGUGACAAUAUGCACAAGUCUUACUAAAAAGUAAAAGAUGUGAUGAUGUUUUUAAAUAAAAAUACUACUGUCAGAUAAAUGAUCAUUUGUAUUAUAGAUUUUUCAGCAUGUAUAUCUGGAAAGCAUUUCAAGAGGUUUUACAGUUAAAUAAUGAAAUACUGUGUAUUUGAGUUGUAACCAACAGCUUUGAACUGUCCUGAUUAAUUAUACUACUAUACAGUAUGUGUACAAUACUAAUCUUAUAUUAGUACUAGAAGUAUCAUCUAUGUUCUAGCUGUGUAAUGGUCAGUAGUGAUUUACAGAGUGUACAAUAUCCUGAAAGAAUGAUUAGCUCAGACUCUUUUGCUGUGGUUACUGGUUACAGAUAUUAAAUCAUUUGGGUUUAGCAGUUGCCUGCGUGGAAA